AUGGACAGCUAUGUGGUGCAGAAGCGACUCUCGAUGGCAGUCUACGGCGACGUGGUGCUCGCCUGUGCGGCGGCCGACAACCCGGUCGCCAUCAAGCGCCUCGACGUGGGCGCGACGCUUGGCCACGUGAGCUUCCAGCGCGCGCGGGUGCCGACGACCAAGGACUUCGAGCGCGAACUCGAGGUGUACCAGUAUCUCGGCCGCGCCGGUGGCCAUGGCAACAUUGUGCAGUUUGUCGAAACCUUCGAGCACUUUGGCUACCACCACCUCGUGCUCGAGCACUGCGCGGACGGCAGCCUCGUGAACAAGACUCUCAGCGCCCAGCAGCUUCUUUCGCUCUUCACGCAGCUCCUCGACGCGAUCUGCUUUCUGCACGCACACGGCAUCGCGCACGGCGACAUUGCGCCCUCCAACGUACUCCUCUGCCACGGACAAGCGACGUACAAGCUCUGCGACUUUGGCUCGGCCAUCGUGCUCGCCAACUGCACCAGCGACGAGGCCGCGGCGCACCGUCUCCGCGAUCUUCAAGCGCUCGGCAGCCUUCGCGCCGGCCCGCGCGUUCUCUCCCAGCUCCUCGAGUUCAUUCGCGUCGCGCCGCAGCUGUCGGCGGUGGAACUCCUCGUCCAGUGGCAGCGCAGCUGCAGUAGCGUGCACGAGUCGAGCGUCUGCCGACCGCUGAAAACUCGCCGGGUGUUUAUCGACGCCCUCUAA
Saprolegnia parasitica CBS 223.65 is the source of this 711-nucleotide messenger RNA. Its product is annotated as serine/threonine protein kinase. Gene Ontology annotation, biological process: protein phosphorylation; mitotic DNA damage checkpoint signaling. Gene Ontology annotation, molecular function: ATP binding; protein serine/threonine kinase activity. Gene Ontology annotation, cellular component: cytoplasm; nucleus. The coding region runs from base 1 to 711 and encodes 236 amino acids. Lineage: Eukaryota; Oomycota; Saprolegniomycetes; Saprolegniales; Saprolegniaceae. The record is from RefSeq and is a predicted model, not a curated record. The transcript is spliced from 2 exons.